Molecule: messenger RNA, 2598 nt
Organism: Ornithorhynchus anatinus (platypus)
Lineage: Eukaryota; Metazoa; Chordata; Mammalia; Monotremata; Ornithorhynchidae
Gene: TRABD
Product: TraB domain containing
Exons: 13
Coding region: 315-1457 (380 amino acids)
Source: RefSeq, a predicted model, not a curated record
CUCCGGCCCUGCCCUCCCCGCCCGGCCGGGAUGACUAAUCCGGCGUGUGGGCCGGCUGAGGGGCCGCCGCCGCCCGCUCAGAUGAGGUAACUGAGGCACAGAGAAGUCAAGCGACUUGCCCAAAGUCUCACAGCCAGCCACGCUGCCAUCAGGGUCUCUCCAAGGCACCCCGCAGUCAGAUCGGGUCGAGCGGACGGGAGCGCCCAGGGAGGAGGGCCGGGCCGGGCAGGAAGCCCCCGACGCCAAGCUGCUGAGCACAGCCAGACGUCGGAAGAGGCCGCUGUCUCCCGGUGGACCCAGCCUGCCGCCCCGCCAUGCAGGAGGAGCAGCCCCGGGUGGCUUCCGGGGAACCGGCCCCCGAGGCGCCGGAAGAUGGUCCGAAAGAAGCUCCCGACGAGUCACAGAACCUCUCGGAUGCAGACGCUCUUAAGAUCCUCCUGGAAAUGAAGAUGAAAAAGAGACAGAAACAACCCAGUCUGCCGGGCACGGUGACGGAGCUGGUGACCGAAGAGGGGAGCAAAGUGUACGUGGUGGGCACGGCCCACUUCAGCGACGACAGCAAGCGGGAUGUGGUGAAGACCAUCCAGGAGGUGCAGCCGGACGUGGUGGUGGUGGAGCUCUGCCAGUACCGGGUGUCCAUGCUGAAGAUGGACGAGAAGACCCUGCUCAAGGAAGCCAAGGAGAUCAACCUGGAGAAGCUGCAGCAGGCCAUCAAGCAGAACGGGGUGAUGUCUGGACUGAUGCAGAUGCUGCUGCUGAAGGUGUCGGCUCACAUCACGGAGCAGCUGGGCAUGGCCCCCGGAGGGGAGUUCCGGGAGGCUUUCAAAGAGGCCAGCAAAGUCCCUUUCUGCAAGUUCCACCUUGGAGACAGGCCCAUCCCGGUGACCUUUAAGAGGGCCAUCGCGGCCCUCUCCUUCUGGCAGAAAGUCAAGCUGGCGUGGGGGCUGUGCUUCCUGUCGGACCCCAUCAGCAAAGACGACGUGGAGAGGUGCAAGCAGAAGGACCUGCUGGAGCAGAUGAUGGCGGAGAUGAUCGGCGAGUUCCCGGACCUGCACCGCACCAUCGUCUCCGAGCGGGACGUCUACCUGACCUACAUGCUCAAGCAGGCGGCCAAGCGGCUCGAGCUCCCCCGGGCCUCCCAAGCGGAGCCCAGGAAGUGCGUCCCGUCCGUGGUGGUGGGCGUGGUGGGGAUGGGCCACGUGCCAGGCAUCGAGAAGAACUGGAGCCUGGACCUGAACAUCCAAGAGAUCAUGAGCGUCCCUCCGCCUUCUAUAUCCAGCAGAGUCUCCAGGUUGGUCGUGAAGGUCGCCUUCUUCGGCCUGGUGGGCUACGGCUUCUACCGGAUGGGCAAGCGGACAGUGAACUUGAUCCUCUCCCUGCCGAGCACACAGCACUGCCUCCGGAGGCUGACGGAGAUGAGGCCUCAGAACCCCGAGGGGGACUUGAGUUCUCAUUAGGUCAGCCCCAGAGUCUGUCCAGCCCAAGACUCCUGGCUCCAACGGCGGUCCCGGGGGCUUGGAGGAACCAGCUGCCGGUCGCCCUCCCGGACGCCCACCCCCCUUAGAGUCAGAGACGGACCCGCCGACACCCCCGAUUCUCCCCUCCCCGUCCCCGACUCUCCCUCCGGAGGCCCAGCCCGGACCACCCGACGCCCCGGACUCUCCCCCAGCGCCCCAGACCGAACCGCUCGUCCGUGGAUUCUUCCAAACUCUUCUCGGGAUCUGCUCUUGGGGCCCGGAGCGGUCCGGCCAGGCGCCGGGCCCCGGCCCUAUGCCGUUUCGACGGUCCACCGUCCGACCGUCCCCGCCGUCUCUCCCCUCCCUCCCCGCGGAUGACGGAGAACCGGCCGAGUCUCCCGUGACGUUCCGCCGCCGUCGGGCUGCUAUGCAAUCAUGUGUGUUUCGUCCCCGUCUCCUCAGCUUUAAUAGAUUUUUCCCUAGGCGGGGGCCGCCCCUCCCCCAGAGGAUAACCCUCCGUUUCCGAAAGCCCACGGAGACUUCGUUCCCCGUGGCCCUUGGGCCGCGGCUUCAUUUAGCCGUCGAGCAUCGUGGGCUCAAGUCUUUAUUCGUGUCCCCCCGCCCUGCAUCCCCCUCCCGCCGUCCUGCAGGCCUGCCCGUCGGGGCCCCCCCUCCCCUCCCCUCCCCAGCCGGUCGGAGCAGGCCGCCCGCCGCCGGCAGCGCCCGGGGACUCGACGGUCGGGAAUCCCAAGGUGGCCCGGCCCGGUCUAGGGCGCCCGGGGCGGGAGAGCUGAGGAGGGGCUGCAAGGGCCGGUUUCUGGGGUCCCCCAAGUCUGCAGGGGCCCGUGUCCAAACGGGCGGGUCUCUGGCCCUCCCGGGUCUGCAGGCUCCGACUCCCCCAGACCAGGACGGGGCGAGGGGCCCGUCUGAGCAUCGAGCGGGGAGGCGUCGGACCCCGUCCGGCCGUCGGAAGGGUGUCGCGGGCCUGGGUGAUGGGACCGAGCCGGAUGCGAGGGGCGGGGAGGGGGCGUGUCCCCGUCCCGUCCAGGGCCUCCUGGCUUCUUCCGGGGCCCCCCCCGACCGUGCCCGGGGUGGAGCCGGCCCAAUCUGCAGAGGGGGCGGGAUCCUCAGGGGGCCGGGG